Molecule: messenger RNA, 153 nt
Organism: Paramecium tetraurelia
Lineage: Eukaryota; Ciliophora; Oligohymenophorea; Peniculida; Parameciidae
Exons: 1
Source: RefSeq, a predicted model, not a curated record
AUGGGAAGUGAUUUUACAAUAAAGAAAGGCUCUCUGCUUAAUUUUAGGAUAAGCAUUUUAUCAGGAAAUCUUCCUACAAAUGGGAUGACUGAUUAAGGCAACAAUUCUUUUUUAGCAAAUAAUUGGGGAUUACAAUAAUAACAAAAAGAAUGA